UGGGUCGUGGUUCUGCUUUUGGUCAGUGGCAGCUCAGCAUCAGAAAGCUCUCAGAGCUGCAAUGUGUCGCAGAAGUGCAUAGAGGACAUCAACACGUUUCUCUGGGAAACUAACCACGACAAACCAAAGGAGUAUGCUGUUCUAAUGUAUGAUUCCUUUGGAAAGAUGGGCAGUAACGUUGAAGGUGGUAACGUUAACCAGCCUGGUUUGCUGCAGCAGUGUCGCUCGGCUAUUGGGCCCAGCUUCUCUGGACAGUACUGCCAAGUGUUCCUGAAACAGGGAGCUUUGCAAUACUUCGUGGGUAUUUGUGUCCCUGACUCCUGUGGGGAAGAGGACGUAAAAGAGCUGGUGCUGUAUGACAGACUUCAGUUCAAUCAGAUGUCGCUCAUCCCUCCUCUACCUCCCAUUCUAACCAAUGAGUCCAGGCAGGACAUGAUCAUGACUCACUGUUUAGCCAACACAACUGAACUGGAUGCUUCGGAUGUUGUCUCCAUAUUUGUGUGUUGUGCAAUGAUAGCGGUCCCUCUUGCAGCCACCUUGUUCACAGCCAUGGUGAGGUCAGAAAGGAGCGGACCUGACAGUCCUAAUGUGGAGUUUUCACAUUUAAACAGUGGCCCUAACGUUUAUGGUGCCCUGAAGACCAGCGACUCAUCUAGCAGAGAAAUGAAUGGCAGCGCAGGGGAAAACGACGGACCCAGCCCUGAACAGAUCUCUCAGAGCUGUGCGUUUGAAUGCCUUCAGGCCUUUUCUCUACAAACUAACUGCAGGGGCAUCUUCAGCACCUCCUCAUCCUCCAUCCUAGUUGGAAGCUUCUCCUCACUAAACGGCAUACGUGUGCUUAGCUUGCUGUGGAUCAUUUGUGGACACAGUACACAGUUUCCAGUUAUCAACAACCUGGAUAACUAUAAAAACUGGAGGGGGACAGUUGAAAACAACCCCGUGUACAUUUUCACUAUCAGUGGGCCCGUUUUUCUGGCUGUGGACACCUUCUUGUUGUUAGGGGGACUACUCAGUGCCAGGUCCCUGCUGCGGUCCAUCGACAAGGCUGGAGACAAACUGACCCUCAGCCUUGUUGCAAACUAUCUCUUUAAGAGGAUUAAAAGGAUUCAGCCUCUGCACAUGUUCACGAUGUGUCUAACCAUCAGCCUCAUCUCUUUGGUCCAGUGGGGACCCUACUGGUUCCCAUUUAUGGAUACAAUGAUGGACUGUAAGGCAUACUGGUGGGCCAACCUUCUUCUGAUUAGCAACCUUCUCCCAUUCCAUAAUGUUUGCAGCCCUUGGACGUGGUACUUGUCUUUAGACUUCCAGUGUUACAUCACAACUCCUCUGCUGAUCUUUUUGUACAGAUUCAAACGACGUGUGUUUGCAGUUGUAGUUGGAGGCCUCCUGCUGAUGUCGACCUUGACCAGCUCCGUUAUAACAGCACACCUGCACCUACCGGUCUUUCAACCAUCUACAAUGACAUCAGAAAACUAUGUUCUGCAUUACUAUGUGAAACCAUACACAAGAUAUGGACCAUUUCUAAUAGGGAUCCUAACAGGAAUUCACCUGGCAACAAAAAAGGACCAGCUGUUAAAGCAAAAGUGGCAGGCAGCGCUUGGAUGGUGGUGCAGUCUGUCUCUGAUGGCCUUAUUGGUUGGAUUUGCCUACUUCCUGAAGGAGACCCCUACCUAUCCAUCUCUGCCUCAUGCUGUGUAUCAGGGGCUACACCGGCCGGUCUGGGCCCUGACUGUGAGCUGGAUCAUACUAGCCUGUGAGGAAGGCUAUGGAGGUUUUAUCAAGACACUUCUGUCUUUACGUUUCUGGGUUCCUCUCUCCAACAUUAGUUUUGCCUGUUAUCUGAUCCAUCCUGUCUUCAUUAUUCUCUAUAUUGGCCUGCAGGAGACACCGAUCCACUACUCAGACAUCAACUUUAUGUACUUGUUUCUUGGCCACCUGGCCCUGACACUAGUGGCAAGCUGUGCUCUCACCGUUUUAAUAGAGAAGCCUUUCCAAUUCUUCAAACGAAGAAACACAUAGAGAGAAAUCACCAUCCAUUCAUUCAUCCAUAUACGUCUGUCAUUUGGGACUUGUUUUUCCAUCGAUGACAAUGUUCAAAACUGC
Messenger RNA from Nothobranchius furzeri (turquoise killifish), 2103 nucleotides. It is a transcript of the gene oacyl, whose product is annotated as O-acyltransferase like. Lineage: Eukaryota; Metazoa; Chordata; Actinopteri; Cyprinodontiformes; Nothobranchiidae. The record is from RefSeq and is a predicted model, not a curated record. Gene Ontology annotation, molecular function: acyltransferase activity, transferring groups other than amino-acyl groups.